AUGAAGUUCUCUCGAGUGGCGAUACCUGGCAUCAAACACGCCAUCACACUAUGUAGUGCCAAGGGUGGUGUGGGCAAAUCCACCUGCUCGGUGAAUGUGGCACUGGCACUAAAAAAUAUGGGCCAUAGCGUUGGCAUCGUGGACGCGGACAUCACCGGCCCUUCCAUACCGACCAUGAUGGGCGUUGACGCUUCGCAGGUGGAGACGUACCGUGUGGCGGGCAGCGACCGCUUCGCCCCGCCGAUGAACUUCGGUGUUAAGGUGAUGAGCAUGGGCCUUGUUGUGCCGUUCGACGAGGCGAUCGCGGUGCGGGGGCCGAUGGUAAACAAAUACAUCCGCGCGUUGCUGUUCCAGACCGACUGGGAUGAGCUGGACUACCUGGUUAUUGACAUGCCGCCGGGAACAAAUGAUGUGCACCUGACAAUCACGCAGGAGAUCGUACUGACGGGGGCCAUUAUCGUUUCAACACCACAGAAGGUUGCGUUGAUUGAUGUCCGGCGAGGAAUCGACAUGUUCGCCGCGGUAAACACCCCAAUCUUGGGCAUCGUGGAGAACAUGAGCUACUUUUCCUGCGGCCAUUGCGGCACCAGGCACGAUUUGUUUGGCACAGGCGGUGUAAAGGCGACUGCGGAGGAGCUCGGGGUGCCGUUCCUGGGCGAAAUACCGUUCGUGCAGCGCAUCAUGAAGGACACCGACGACGGGUACCCCCCGGCACUGCGGGGCGACGGCGCGUUGGAGGCGGCGAGGCCGUUUUACGAGCUUGCUGAGCGCAUCCACGACGCCGUGAUGACACUCAAGUCGAAAGCUGGCACUGGAGGGGCAGCACCAGCAGGCCCGUCAAUCAUAUUUGACGGCUAA
Messenger RNA from Trypanosoma grayi, 858 nucleotides. RefSeq names its product putative MRP protein. The transcript has a single exon. Gene Ontology annotation, cellular component: mitochondrion. The record is from RefSeq and is a predicted model, not a curated record. Gene Ontology annotation, molecular function: ATP-dependent FeS chaperone activity; 4 iron, 4 sulfur cluster binding; ATP binding. The coding region runs from base 1 to 858 and encodes 285 amino acids. Lineage: Eukaryota; Euglenozoa; Kinetoplastea; Trypanosomatida; Trypanosomatidae. Gene Ontology annotation, biological process: mitochondrial respiratory chain complex I assembly; iron-sulfur cluster assembly.